Molecule: messenger RNA, 5295 nt
Organism: Lasiodiplodia theobromae
Lineage: Eukaryota; Fungi; Ascomycota; Dothideomycetes; Botryosphaeriales; Botryosphaeriaceae
Exons: 8
Coding region: 1-5295 (1764 amino acids)
Molecular function (GO): hydrolase activity; protein binding; zinc ion binding
Source: RefSeq, a predicted model, not a curated record
AUGGCAAGCAUCGCUUCAGACGACGACCAUUCUUCAACAACAACAUCAAGCGACGAUCACGACACGUCCUUUGCAGAAGACGCUGAGCCCGUGGAAGACACCACGACCAACGAGCUUCGGAUCAGCAUCCCCGCCGGAACCGAUGCAGAUGCCGGCGAGGAGGCAGGCGGCGACAAAUAUGGCCUCCAGGUCCUGGGAUAUCAUAAUAUAUUUCCGAACGACUUCGACGUCGUCACCGUCCAUGGUUUGCAUGGUGAUCCCGAGACAACAUGGAAAGCUCGGGAUGAGUCGAAACGAAACACAGUCUUGGGACUAGAAGACUUUAAAGACGAGUACUUUCGCUUGAUGAACUUUGGCUACGAUUCUGUCAAGGGUCUCUCUAAGGAAGGCAUAGUUGAAGAAGCAUCAAAAUUGCUGCGUCAGCUUACAGAGAAAAGAGAGGAGAGAGACAAAGACCUCUUCCGAGGGAUAGUGUUUGUUUGCCAUGAUAUUGGAGGUGCAAUUGUCAAACAAGCUUUGUGUCAAGCCGUCACAGAUCCACAGUACGCCGACAUCGCCUGCUCAACCAAAUGGAUUAUAUUCCUUGGCUAUCCACACAGGUGGCACAGCGUCUACGACAUGGAAGAGAAGAUUGCACGGCUUGUCUUCUCGGGCCCCAAAGCACCCCAGAGCAAUGUUAUGCUUCAUGUCAAAAAUCUCGCAAGGGCUGUCAUUGAAUGCAAUGAAGCUUUCGUCGAGUCUAAGAUUCUUCUGAGCGCAGAAAUCCUCAGCGGCAGGUCUAACCUUACUGACCUGAAUGAAAGCAUUUUCAAUGAGUAUGAGUCGACGCUCAGGACUGGGUUUACAUUCAGCUACGACUUCUCCCAGCCCCACGCGUUUUUGCCCUGCGCAGAGGAAAUGACCGACUUGCGCUCGAUGUUUGGCGAAUUCAACGAGCGGCUUAGGCUAAGCGGCGGGGAGGUAGAGCGAGCAGAAGAAUAUUCAUAUUUGGACGCGCUCAUCUCAAUUGCGUCUCCGGUUCGAUCGAUACCACUGCACCGGUAUCGGAGCCACCCUCUGGCCGGCAGCCAACAAUACACCAACUGGCUGCAGAACACGCGUUCGGAUGUCUUGAUUGUCCACGGACAAAGGCCGACGCAACGGGUUUCUGGAGCCGCCUUCGAGGACAUCUUACUAAAGUCCCCAUUGGACGACCUGUCAACCUACUUCUCGUUUGAUCAGCAAGAUGACCGAUACAACAACACGCGAGCUUUUCUGGCGACCACGGCGGCGCAGUGGGUGACGAGAGAGCAAGUGACCAGAGCCAAUUUCGACUUUAGGAAUGAGAUGUCUCGCUUUCACGCGCAAGGCGCCUUGACCGACGAAGAUUUGGUCAUCUUGUUGGCCAGAGUGCGAUCCACUUAUACGAAGGGAGAGACGGUGUUUGUGCUGGACAAUCUGGACGAAUGUGUGGACAAGCUGUCUUCGUUCUGGCGUUUGGUUGCCGAAGUGUUCGAAUCGCGGGAGAAGCCCUGGAAGUUCCUCAUCUUCACCAAGUCGGCAGACUCUCUUGACGAGUGGCUGAAGAGCUGGCCGAGCAUCGAGCUUGAGAAUGAAUUCUCACCCGAUGACCUCGAUCCCUGCGUCAGAGAUGAGAUUGACUGCAGGUUGGAUCGAUUCGACACCAACUACGCAGUCGGACAGACAGUUCGGAGGUUUAGAGAAGAUCUUUUGAGGAAAUGCGGUAACGACAUCGGCCUGACUCGGCUCUUACUCCAAGAUCUCGGGAACUACCACUCUCAAGAUACGCUCACAGCAGCUCUGAAAGCUCUGCCGGAUACGAAUGUGGAAAUUCUGGCUGAGAGGGCACUGAACGCUAUACCGGAAGAAAAACGCAGCUUGGUAGCCAGAGCCAUCACUUGGGUCCUAUUUGCCUUCCGCCCCCUCAGCAUCGGCGAACUGCACUCAGCACUUGGCAUUUCGGAGCAAAUCCAAGGUUCGGAUAGUACAAACGCGCUGGCUGACGUCUCGAUCUUCGAUUUUUCCAACGUGCAGGAAGUCCGGUUCCAGCAUCCAAAGCUGAGGGAUAUCAUUCUUCAGUCUGAGAAUGAGUGGUACGAUGUCAAGGGAACUGCACACGAGAUGAUAGUAGAGACUUGUAUCAAGUUCCUUGACACUGCCACCGCCCAUGACUCUUUGGACGCAGUGUGCAGUGUUCGGCAUGACGUUCUGUCCACACCAUCGGUCAAGCCACGGACGGAUCUGGCAAACUACGCCGUUUGGUACUGGGACCGACAUUACAGUCUUGCCCCUGACAAGUCCCGUUUGAUACCGCAGGUGUUGGACUUUUUCCGGUACAAAGCGUCUCCACGGGCAUGGCAGAUGGCCCGCUGGUUCAUGUCGAAUCCGAUUUCUAGGACGGACCGCACAUAUGUAUCAAAACUCCCAAUCCUGGCCUCGACCGGCCUUCAGGACAUCUAUGAGCGCUGGAUAGAAGACCAGAAUGUCUCUCAAGCCGACGAGAAGCUGUGGCUCCCUUAUUCUGUUGCCGAAGCAGCAAGGAAUGGUCAUCGUAACAUGGUCCUUCGCCUGCUUCGGUCAGUAGAGCUCGACAGCACGACGGCCGAGUAUGUCCUCACGGCCGCGUGCUCUGGCGGAGAUGAGGACAUAUUGCUCGACCUAAUCUCCCACAUCCGGACUGCACUGCCCUCAUUCACGUGGCCAUCUUUCCUCGUCCGCCGCGCGUCCUGGAUCGGCCACGCCCGUGUCGUGCAGGCUCUGAUCGACUUUGGCGCCGACGUCAGCGGCAAGGAGGGAGCCAUGUUCGGCCAAUGCUCCCUCCACGUCGCAGCGCGCAACAGCCAACUAGAAGUCGUCAAGCUCCUCGUCAAACACGACCCCAACCUCGUCCACGCGCCAGACGAAGACAACACGGCCCCGCUGUACUUCGCCACCAUCCGCGGCAAUCACGAGGUCGUCAAAGUGCUCCUCGAAAACGGCGCCCCCGCCAACGACAGCGUAGAUAUCCCCAUCAUCUGCGCCUGCAGCAGCGGCGCCCCGGCCGCCGUGCGCCUCCUCCUCGAACACGGCGCGCAGACGGAAACGGUCCGCGACGAAGACUGGAAACGGCCGCCUCUGCACACGGCCGUCGCCGAAAACGCCGCGCGCUGCGUCGACGUCCUGCUUGAAUUCAAGGCCGACCCGAACCACAUGUGUUCGGGCGGAACAGCGCUGCGUAUAGCCGCCGCGAACAACCGGCUGGCCAUGGUGAAGCAGCUGGUCGAAUGCGGGGCUGAUGUCAACGCGCGGCCCGACGAGGAGAGCCAGACGCCGCUGCACGAGGCGACGGGCCUCACUUCCGGCGGCAUGGAGAUGGCCCAGUACCUGCUCGACCACGGCGCCGACGUCAACCUGCGCACGCCGUCGAGCGGGCCGCUCUUCGCCGCCUGCCUGGCCAACGACGCGGACAUGACGCGGCUGCUGCUUGAGAAGGGCGCCAGCGUCAACGACGUCUACAGUGACAUCUGGACGCCACUGCAUGGCGCGUUCAAGAGCGCCGAGGUGACGCGGCUGCUGCUCGAGGCGGGCGCCGACGUCGACCGGGUCCUCGAAGAAAACGGGCGGUCGCCGCUGUUCCUGGCCGCAGAAUGGGGCCAGACGGACGUCGUCGAAGCGCUGCUCGAGCAGGGCAAGGCUGACACCAACAUACGGUUCCUGCCGCGCGACGAAGAGUACAUGUCCGGCUUCACGCCGCUCGCCGUCGCGCUCAAAGAGAACCACGACGACACUGCGCGCCUCCUGCUCGAAUACGGUGCCGACACCAGCAUCAAGGCGGUGAGCGGCAUGCUGCCCAUCUACAACGCCAGCACCACGGAGCUGCUGCGGAUGGUCCUCGAGUUCCGCCCGGACCUCAGCCUGGAAGACGCAGACGGCGACACGGCCCUCAACGCCAUCAUGCACCGCCUCAACCCCGAGCUCGCCGAUGCCAAGCUCCUCGUGCACGCCGGCGCUGACGUCAACGCUGCUAAUAAGGAGGGCCGCACGCCGCUGCACAAGGCGCUGGCCUGGAACCACUUCGACAUCGCGCGCUUCCUGCUCAAGCGCGGCGCCGAAACCGACAUCAACGCCCUGUCCGGCGGAACGCCACUCCACCUCGCCUGCUGGAGCGGCACGAUCGAGGGCGUGCGGCUGAUGGUCGAGAAGGCCGGCGCGGACAUCAACAUCGUCAACGGCUUCCUCGGCUCGCCCGCGCAGGCCGCCUGCCGCCGCGCGUCGCCGCUCGACUGGGGCUUCGAAGAGGUCGUCGUGCCGGGCACGCUGGACAUGCUGCGCUGCCUCGUCGGCGACGAAGACAAAGACAGCCCCCCCUCCUCCUCUGCGGGCACCACCAACAGCAAGAAGAAGAAGAAGAAAACGAUGGACGUCAACGCCCCCGGCGGCCUCUACGGCUCCGCCCUCGGCGCCGCCGCCUACCACGCCACCGUCCCCGUCAUCCAGUUCCUCCUCUCGCUCGGCGCGCGGACAGACAUACGAGACCAGUCCGGCCGCUCCCCCAUCCACCUCGCCGCGGCGGCGUCGUCGAGCACCCCGGCCAACUUCGAGGCCCUGCGCGACGCCAACGCCGACCUCUACGCGCGCGACAAGGCGGGGCGGACGGUCGUGCACUUCGCCAUCGUCAGCGGCCGGCUCGACGUGCUGCAGUGCGUGCUGGCGGCGACGGACGGGUUGUUGGACGUCGCGGAUGACGACGGGUGGACGCCGCUGCAUUACGCGGCGCGCGGCACGUAUCAUCGGUUUGCGGCGUGGGAGGACGGGGACGGCGGAAGGGAUGAUCAGAAGCAUGAGAUGGUGGCAUGGCUGGUGGAGCAGGGGGGCGCGGAUGUGUGGGCGGUGAGUAGUGAGGGGAAGAGGUGGUCGCCGCUGAAGUUGGCGAAUUAUCAUGGCGCGAAGAAGGAGACGCUGGAGUUGUUGACGCCGCGGAUUAAGACGAGUGCCGAGGGGAGGGUGUGGGUGGAGGAGGAGCAUGCGUCGAAGAGGGCGUUUGAGGGGUCGCAGUUUUGUGAUGCUUGUCUUUUUAAAGUCUGCGGUGUGCGGUACAGGUGCAAGGAUUGUUGGGAUUUCAACUUCUGUUACAAGUGCUACGCGCGCAGAGACGUGUUGCAUCCGGAUCACGAGUGGGAGAUUAUGGGACAGGAGUUUGAGGAUGACCCAGUUUCUGAGCCUGAGGCGGCAGAGGAGGACUCGGAGAGCGACGAUGACACUGACUGUGAUAGCGAUGACAGCGAUGACAGCUCUAGCAAGGGAUCUUCUGCGUAG